CGGACCGGGACCCGUUCCGCGACAUGGCCGGAUUCUGUCUCCGAGCUGGACGAAUCACCUUCGCCUCUCUGGCCCCUUGCCUCUGACGCCUAUCUCCGUUUCGGCGGACAAAUAAAAAAAUGGCCCCUCCCCCUCUCUGCCAUCCGUUCCCCUGUGGCGAGCCCCCUCCGCCGCCGCCGCCGCAGCGACCCCCCUCCGGCGACCAAACCGACGCCGCUUCGGAGCCAAGCAAACCAAGCUUGAAAGGAGGGGCUUCGGGAGAGUACGCUUACCAAACGAAGAAUAGAGGAUUAGAAAGGCUCCCCCAUUUGUCUUUUCCUUUCUUUUCUAUUCUUUGUCCUUCAAACAAUUAUCCGGCAAUUGGAGGAUUUAUUCCUUGUUCUCGGAUAAUCGCUUGGUCCAAUCCAAUCCUGGCCUUGGAUUAUCUUGUUCUCUCACAAGCAGUUAAUCAACAUCCUUAUCAAGGUGUCUGUGUCUCACAAUGUGUUAAUACGAGUGCAAGUUCAGUACAAUAGCCUUCACUGUCAGCUCGACCUGAUGAUAUAAUGUCUAGAAAGCAGCAUAUUGCAAUAUUCACAACCGCCAGUCUUCCAUGGAUGACUGGAACUGCUGUGAACCCUUUAUUUCGUGCCGCUUAUCUUGCAAAGAAUGGUGACAGGGAAGUUACUUUGGUGAUUCCUUGGCUCUCCUUGAAGGAUCAAGAAUUAGUUUAUCCAAACAAAAUUACAUUCGAUUCACCAUCCGAACAUGAAGGCUAUGUUCGUCAGUGGCUUGAGGAGAGGACUGAUUUUAUAUCUAGUUUCAGAAUAAACUUCUAUCCUGGAAAGUUCUCCAUAGAAAUGAGGAGCAUUCUACCUGUUGGUGAUAUCACAGAGAGCAUUCCUGAUGAAGAGGCAGAUAUUGCUGUUCUUGAGGAGCCUGAGCAUCUUACUUGGUACCAUCAUGGAAAAAAGUGGAAAACCAAAUUUUGGCGAGUAAUAGGUGUUGUCCACACCAAUUAUUUGGAGUAUGUGAAGAGAGAGAGAAAUGGCCUGAUAGCCUUUUUUGUGAAAUAUGCCAGUAGUUGGGUUACACGUAUCUACUGCCACAAGGUUAUCAGAUUAUCAGGUGCUACCCAAAAUUUCCCAAGAUCCAUCAUCUGCAAUGUUCAUGGUGUCAACCCAAAAUUUCUUGAUGUUGGCAAGGUAAAGCUUGGGCAGCUACAGAAGGGGGAGCAAGCCUUUACCAAGGGUGCCUACUAUAUUGGUAAGAUGGUGUGGAAUAAGGGCUACAGAGAGCUUCUUCAACUACUCUCAAAACACCAAGACAAAUUAUCUGGACUUCAAGUGGAUUUAUAUGGAAAUGGAGAAGACUCUGAAGAAGUUCAACAAGCUGCAAAUAAAUUGAGUUUGCCUGUAAGAGUUUACCCUGGUCGUGAUCAUGCUGAUCCUUUAUUUCAUGACUACAAGGUGUUUCUGAAUCCAAGCACCACUGAUGUGGUCUGUACAACCACGGCAGAAGCACUGGCAAUGGGAAAAAUUGUCAUCUGUGCCAACCACCCUUCAAAUGAGUUUUUCAAGCAGUUUCCCAAUUGCCACAUAUAUAAUAGCAGCGAUGAAUUUGUGAAAUUAACUGUCAAAGCUCUGGCUGAAGAUCCUGCUCCACUGAUAGAUGAUUUGAGGCAUGAGCUGUCAUGGGAAGCAGCCACGGAAAGAUUUGUGGCAGCUGCUGAGCUAAACCAGGUUGUUUCUGAGGAGGUUCCCCCUUCUUCAUCCAAUCCUUUUGCAUCAACCUCUUUUAAAUCUCGUAAAUUGAGUGUGGAGGAAGCCACUGCAUCCUUGCAUCAAACCAUUUCUGGAAUCGAGUCAGCACGUCGUGCAUUCGGUGCAAUCCCGAAGAGUUUGCAACCUGAUGAGCAACAGUGUAAGGAGCUUGGGUUAGUUAUUCCAGAACGGAAGGGGAGUUCUAGACGUUGAUGCUGCAGAUUGAAAUCAACACACAUAUCAACAGUGACAUUGAGGUUUCGGUUUGUAAUUCAUAUUCUCAAUUCAAAUCUAGCAGCUCAUUUAAGAGAGAGAGAGAGAGAGAGAGAGAGAGAGAGAGAGAGAGAGAGAUCUAAUUGUAUUUUUGUGAUGUGAGUUGUAACAUAUCUGGGAUAUCGAGAAUUCUAGCAUCAUUCCAAAGCAAUGUAUUUCACAACAGGAAUCUUUUACUUAAUAUAUUAGAAUUGCAAUGUA
This is a messenger RNA of Phoenix dactylifera (date palm), 2216 nucleotides long. Its product is annotated as digalactosyldiacylglycerol synthase 2, chloroplastic-like. Gene Ontology annotation, cellular component: chloroplast outer membrane. Lineage: Eukaryota; Viridiplantae; Streptophyta; Magnoliopsida; Arecales; Arecaceae. Gene Ontology annotation, molecular function: digalactosyldiacylglycerol synthase activity. The record is from RefSeq and is a predicted model, not a curated record. Gene Ontology annotation, biological process: galactolipid biosynthetic process.